This is a messenger RNA of Seminavis robusta, 1586 nucleotides long. NCBI's taxonomy places the organism in Eukaryota, Bacillariophyta, Bacillariophyceae, Naviculales, Naviculaceae. The record is from the annotation of a GenBank genome assembly.
CACCUGCAACACUACUUCAACAAACUGCGCUGUCUUCUCAGAUGACACCAAAGAUGUCACGCUGUCGGCGAAUCCAAUCUCUCUCACUAAACAAACAGUUAACUUUCCCAAACCACCAUGAUGAUCCCCAAAGGUUCCUCUUCCGUAACAGCGUCGCAAUGGAUGCCUUGGGCUCGACAGCAGCUGUCCCAAAGCCUCAAAGCGGGAACUUCUCAAGUCAGCAAUAAUUCGCCUCAAGCCAAAAGCUCUCUAGAAUGCUAUUUUGACGCCUCCCGUGAUCAGAUUCCAUUACAGGCACCGUAUCCCAUAGUUCCAUCGAUAGCACUGCCACCAGGACAUGCCUUUGCCCGACGCCACGCCGAUGGAACCCCCUUGCUGGUCUACCGUGACAAGAAGGAUCCGUCUCAGAUUCGAGCCUUUGUCAAUUCUUGUAGUCAUCGAGGAUCUCCAUUGGUAGCUCCCAAUAAUCGUACGGGUCAAUUCGUCACCAAACCACUCAAGGCGCCACUCUUGACGUGCCCGUAUCAUUCAUGGACAUUUGAUGCAUCGAGUGGUGCCUUGCGCAAGAUACCCGGUCACGAAAAAGCAUUUGCGUUGAUGGAUACCACUGAAUUGGGACUGACGCCCUUGACGUGUACCGAAACAGCGGGAUAUGUGUGGAUUGGAGGGGAUGCACUGCGUCAAGAAAGACUCUGGCAAGCGGAGGAUAUGCAAUCAACUUUGGAGCACUUUUUGCAUCCACCGGGAAAACAACAAUCCGCUGCUGCGCUCAUUGGAUAUCGAGAAUGGACGGUUCAAGCCAAUUGGCAGUUAUUGGUAGAGACCGCACUCGAGAGUUAUCAUGUUCCCGCUUUACACCAAAAAACCUUUCAUUUGGUGACCGAUCCAACCGAGGGUACCAUGGUUUCCCAAUGGAAAGAUUCCCAUCGAAACGUCACCAUGACUGUGCCGCUGCGCAACUUUCAACCAGACCAUGACGAAUCUGCUGCCGGUUGGACAGACCAAGAUACACUUCGGUUCUUGGGAGAAACGACCACGACACACUUGAUUUUCCCGGCGGCCUUUGUCACCUUUUUCAAACGGCUGGCCACAUUUAUUACCAUGGAACCAGCAGCGAGUCAACACCAUCCAACGGAACCUUCUACCAGCACGUUGGUUCGUGCCUGGGCAUUGCCCCACAAAUGGUACGAGGAUGAUGAUCAGGAAGCGCAAAAGAGAGAUUUUGCCUCCGUCUUGGCAGCGGUGGAGGAGGAUUGGGAGUGCGCGGAACAAAUACAACUGGGAUUGAAUCAUAAAGACGACAAACAAUUCAUUUUCGGAGGCUACGAAGGCAACAAUGUCACGUUCUUGAACAAUGUGGGAGCCGUGGCAAAAAAGAUGGAGGAGAUGAAAUAGGUAGUAAGUAGUUAGCUAGUAGGUUGAUCGGUAAGGAUCGCACACAUCAUGCGAUUUGUGUUUCACACUAGCAUCAUCAGCUCAUUGAUGUACUAGCUAGCUAGCUAUAUAUCUAGUGGGCUGAUUGGGCUGUUAGCAGGGGCUGCCUUUGGCGUUACUGCUUCCCGACAGCUACCUCUACAGAUGAAUAG